AUGGCGGCCAAUCAGAAAAAGUAUUCGUGUUACUUCUGUUCCAAGACUUUCUCUCGGUCGGAACAUCAGGCAAGACACGAGAGAUCACAUACAGGUAUCAAGCCAUUUGAGUGCAAGGUGUGCAGGCAUGCAUUUGUACGUAGAGAUCUGUUGCAAAGACACAUCAGAACAGUUCAUAGAGACACCUUGUUGAUGAAGAGGAAAAGUCAACAGGAUCAGGAGCAGCAGGAGAGCAUUGCGCGGCAAAAUGGUGUUGUUGAGGCAGAAGGUGGAACUGCGGACGGCGGUGCUCGCGGGCGAGGCUCGGGUUCGAGUUUUAGUUCGGGUUCGGGUUCGGGUUCGUGCUCGGGUUCGGGCUCGGGUCCUGGCUCGGGUCCUGGCUCGGUAUGCGAAUUGGGAAGUACCAAGAAUGAGCUUUAUUUAGAGUUGCUGGUCAAUUCGAUGAUACGCGUUAACAAUGAUGCUACAGCUCCACUUCUGGCUAUCAAACAGGGGACAUUCAAGAAACAAAGUUUUGAUCUUGGCGAUGAACAAUGUAUGGUAUUGCAAAAUUUGUUUGCCAGAUAUGCAAGUACAGCAACUAUGAGCUAUGAGAACAUACGAAAUUUUUAUAAUACCGGAAUGAGAAAUUUGGAAAGAGUGGAUAAAUUCAAACUUACUUUAAGUGAAAUCAAUAAUGAUCGGAUUCUUGCCAUAUUAUGUAUUGGAUCAAUGCGGAAUCAACAAAUACGCGAUGAUAUUUGGCAAAUUUCGUGGUCGAAUAUAAACGAUAUUGUUGCACUAGAUAUUAUGCAGCAUGGGUUCGCAUUAAUUGAUUAUAAGCCGGCGGAUAUUCUGCAAUUCUUUAAUAAAUUUCAAAGGGUUUAUUUGGAUUCAAAAAUCAAUCAACUCUUUUACUGGCAAACUUUUGAUUCCUGGGUUAAGCUUCUGAGAAUAACAAAUGAACCAAAUAAUAUUUCAAGUUUAAUUUUGAAUAACAUUGUAAGAGAGAAAUUUAUUGGUAAAUUUACGGUUGAGGAAUUUUUCAAAAAUUCAAGGGGUUCUCUUCAAAAAUUACUACUUUCAAGUGUUGAUAUAUUAUCGAAUGUUAUUUACUGUCAUUGGCUUUUUUUUUGCAAAUUAAACGCUUUACAAAUUUUCCAAAACAAAAUUGAUUUCCAUAAUGCUUUGAAGAUGGUUAAUACUCACUACGUUCGAAUUAGUAAAGAAAGAAGACAACAAAGAGAACAGAAAAAGUUUAAAGUUAAAUUGCAAUAUAAAACAUCAGUGCCGGAAUCUUUUAAAAAAACAAUCAAUCAGCGAAGUUUACCAAUUCAAUCUGAUAACCAUUGGUUACUUCUAGAGACCUUUUGGUUUGAAUUUAUGGACCAGAUAAACUCGAGUCGACAAAUCUGGUUUAUGGAUGCAAUUGCUCCAAUUGAUAUUUCAUUAAUAAAUGAAAAUUUAAGCAUAUGUGCAUUACCAAUCUUGACAAUUGUACAACAAACGGUCAAUCAUGAGGAUAUAAAAAAAAGAUAUCUGUCAUUAAUUACAGAUGUUGUGAUUUUUCUGAUCAAAAUUUUUGAGAUUGAAUUAUCUGUUAAUAACGUAAAAUUCCACCCUAAUCGUAUCUUUAAAUUACUAUCGAAUCAAUCCAUUCAGUUAUUACUCGUAUUUGAGUACUUGACUAUUUUCCAAGACUCUAACAUUGAAAUGUAUGCCAUUGAUCAUUUUAUGAAUGAAUUCAUAUUCAGUCAGGGGAAAGUAAUUGAUAACAUGUGGGAUGUUCGAUCAAGUUUUUUAGAUACUCAAUCAUUAAUUUUUAUUGGAUUCUAUCAAUUAGUGCAAGCAAUUAUCAAAAAUUUGAAGGAUGAAAUUAUUACUAAAAAAUUAAGGAAAAUUCAAAGUUUAAGUCAUCAUCUUCAAUCUAGACUAAAUGAACUCUCGAUAGAUUCAUUGAAUUAUCAAAAUGAGUAUUAUUAUGACUAUGAUUCGCAAUCUUCUACGAAUAGAUCAAUAAAUGAUCCUUGGCAAUCAAACAAUGGACUGGCUAUACAAUCACCAGGAUCAAUAAAUUCUCUGCCGAAUAAUUCAGUCUCAUCAGGUAGCGAAGGUUUCAACUUACAAAAUGUUGGAAUGACCCAUUCGAGUAGUUUAGACUCGUCAACUUUUAGAAAUUCAAAUGUCAUUUUACCACCGUUAAACAUGAACAUGAAUUCAAUCAGAAGACCUAGUUUGGAUCAAUCUAUGAUGCUGAGGAAUCAACAGGACUUCUCAUUUCAGCAUCAUCGUCAACAAUACAAUAAUAACAUCAUUCCUAAUAACAAUAGUAGAAACAGUCUAGGUAAUAAUGGUAAUAACGGUAGCAACAGUAUUAAUCAUAACAAUGGUCAAUUUUAUUCAUAUGGAGCAGAGCCGGUAUCACCAAAAACAAUUCCCCAGACUACAGAAGUACUUAGUCCAACGUUUGUUACGCAUGUGAAUAAUGAUACCAAUCCGAUUUCGAGCUUAACGGCUUCAUCAUAUGUCGCACCGGCUAAUGCAAGUACUGUAUCACCAAACUCUUCCUGUAAUGUUAGCGAUCCUGCAUUUUCAGACUCUGGAAGUCCACCAACGAUUAACAAUGUUCGUUUACCACCUCCUUCUCAUUUAUUUGGCGUUUCUUCUAAGUAA
Messenger RNA from Zygotorulaspora mrakii, 2652 nucleotides. RefSeq lists its product as uncharacterized. The transcript has a single exon. The coding region runs from base 1 to 2652 and encodes 883 amino acids. The record is from RefSeq and is a predicted model, not a curated record. Lineage: Eukaryota; Fungi; Ascomycota; Saccharomycetes; Saccharomycetales; Saccharomycetaceae.